AUGUUAAAAGAUUGUAUAGAGUUUGCUAAGGGUUGCCAAGAAUGUCAAAUACAUGCAGGAAUUCAACAUGCUCCUGCAAGUGAGCUUCAUGCAAUUAUCAAGCCUUGGCCUUUCAGAGGUUGGGCAUUAGAUCUAAUUGGGGAAAUUCGACCCAAUUCAUCCAAAGGUCAAAGAUUUGGAAUCCCAGAAAGUAUAACAACAGAUCAAGGAUCAGUUUUUACUGGUCGAAAGAUGCAAGUGUUUGUAAAGGAAAUGGGGAAGAAGCCAAAAAAUUGGCACAAAACUUUAGAUCAAGCACUUUGGGCUUGUCGAACCUCCCCUAAAGAAGCUACUAACACUACACCUUUCCAGCUUACAUUUGGACAUGAUGCAGUAUUACCUGUCGAAAUCUACUUGCAAUCAGUAAGAAUCCAAAGACAAGGAGAAAUUCAAUCUGACUUAUACUGGGAAAUGAUGAUGAAUGAGCUGGUUGAUUUGGACGAAGAAAGGUUGCAUGCGUUAGAAGUAUUAAGAAGACAGAAGGAGAGGGUAGCAAGGGCAUACAAUAAGAGGGUCAAAGGUAAAACUUUCACUAUGAAUGAUUUAGUUUGGAAAGUUAUAUUACUUAUGGAUCGAAAGAAUAAAACAUUAGGAAAAUGGUAUCCACAUUGGGAAGGACCUUUUCGAAUUUUAAAAGCAUUUUCAAAUAAUGCAUACGAAAUAGAAGAACUAACAGAGGAUCGAAGAAUCCUAAAAGUAAAUGGGAAAUACUUAAAGAAGUAUAAACCAUUUGUGCAUGAAGUUAAAAUCAUAACAACGUAG
This is a messenger RNA of Lathyrus oleraceus (garden pea), 801 nucleotides long. RefSeq lists its product as uncharacterized. Gene Ontology annotation, molecular function: nucleic acid binding. NCBI's taxonomy places the organism in Eukaryota, Viridiplantae, Streptophyta, Magnoliopsida, Fabales, Fabaceae. Bases 1 to 801 code for a protein of 266 amino acids. The record is from RefSeq and is a predicted model, not a curated record. The transcript is spliced from 3 exons.